Molecule: messenger RNA, 3434 nt
Organism: Syngnathus acus (greater pipefish)
Lineage: Eukaryota; Metazoa; Chordata; Actinopteri; Syngnathiformes; Syngnathidae
Gene: hoxa10b
Product: homeobox A10b
Exons: 4
Coding region: 2084-3124 (346 amino acids)
Biological process (GO): regulation of transcription by RNA polymerase II
Cellular component (GO): nucleus
Molecular function (GO): RNA polymerase II cis-regulatory region sequence-specific DNA binding; DNA-binding transcription factor activity, RNA polymerase II-specific
Source: RefSeq, a predicted model, not a curated record
GCGGAAGUGUGACGAAGUCAGGAAGUCUGACGAAGGCGGAAGUUGCCGCCGAAAAAAGUCGAAAAAAGUUUUAAGUGUUCGUUUUCCUUAAUGGGCCAAGCAUACGACGGCUUCGAACAAGGAGGGCGCUCCACCGAUCAAUGUCAAUGCCGUUUGAUUCUUUCCGAUUAAAGACGCUGGUUCAGGGGUUCAAUCCUUCAGGUAAGCAUGAUAUGAUAACGAUGUGUGUGUUUCUCCCUGACUGUUCACUUGGAUUAUCUUGAAAAACACAAUGGAGGCACUCAAGUUGGUCGACAAUGUUAUCAUGCAAUAAAAUAUUAUCGGGUUAAUUGUAUCAGAUUGUGGCUCGAGAUUGUGCAAAAAUUAUGGCAUCGUUAAAAACAUCCAAUUUUUCACUUAUAACCUCAGACACACAAAAAAAAGUCCUGCUUUGGGUUUGUAUUGUUGAUUUUCAUGUUACUUGUAAGUGAUAUCAUUAUUAAUAUCUGUCUGUUGGCAUUUAUUUGUCUGGCAACUCAAGACAAAUUUAACAGACUUGUAAUGACUGGAAAGAAGAAAAUGUAAGAGAUAACAUCAAAAGGUCAUCAUCCAUCACUUUAACAACUCCCGAUUAAAAAAGGAAUAAGAAUAUAAACAUAUGCAAGUGCGCCAAGGCGCAAAUUUGGUUUAAUUACAUUUGUGUUCUUACUUUUGCUCACUUUGGCGGAAUUUGUUGGAUUUCUACCAAAAUAAAUCAAAACACGUUUUUUUUAAAUGCUUGGCUACAAGUUUCAAAAUAGCGCAAUAAUGAAACAAAAUAAGACGUUCGUUUCGUCUAAUUUUAUAUGUAUUUUUUUUAACUAGGCACGUUUCUUCCCAUUUUUCAAUUUUAUUACCCCCCCAAACUAUGUAAACUAUAAUGUUACGAAAUAGAAUACAAUGUAUUCUAUUUCGUAACAUUCAAUACACCAUAGUAAAACAAAAUCAACACAUAGUCGAAAUAAUUGACCCAGUUUUUAAAAACUGAAACUAACACAACUCACAUUUAGUUUCUUUAGGUGGAUUUUUUUUCUUAUUUAGUACGCACGGUUUUAAUCCAUAAUUUACCGCAAACUCCUAUUUAAAAAAAAUAAAGUAUGAAUUACGAUUGUAUAUAACACACAAUAGUUAUUUCAAAAAAAUUAAGGAGAUUGAAAAAUCACCCAAAAAAAACAAAUGUUACUAGUAAAACCUUUUCAGAAGUAUCUUUCGUAAUAAUUUCUUGAUUUUGUUUAAGAGGUUUGUAAAGAGUAACGUGGACACGCCAGAUUUUAAACGAAAUAUAUAUGAAACAUAAUAUAACGUUAAAGUAAAAUUGCAUGGACACGUUUAAUAUUCAACAUGGAUGGAUUAAUAUUUAAUCAAAUUCGUUUUAACGUCAACAAAAUAUGCCGCAUAUGAAUAAAGAUGUGUUAUGUAUUUUCAACGAAUUUUGGUUGUCAUUGGCUUUCUUAAUCAUCAACGGAACAAAUGUGCGUCAUUAAAGAGUGUUCACAAAGCAGUGAAAUUGUCCGAUUAAUUUUCCUCCACUAAUAAAAGCACAUGUUGAAUCGGCGAGGCCAAAUGUAGCAGUGAAAGCGUCAAAAAUGAUGAGCGCGCCACAGAAAAAGGGGUCAAGAGUCCCUGUGGAAGACUUUGAGGACCUUUUAGAGGUAUCAUGCACCGUGAUGCACCUUUACUGCUCCUUUUCUUUACAAUGCUGUAAAAGCAGUCAUAAAGUAAUACAUCGCACAAGACUGCUUGCAGCUUUCAACUGCCUCACUUGCUAAAUUUCCCUUUGCAUGCUCCGAGAACAUACUCAGGGUUCAACAUCCUCUCAUUGAAAUAAUAUUUUACCCAUAAUCCCAUUUACGCAUGUGCCCCCCCCUCCCCCCCCCCCCCCUCCUCCUCCACACACUUUUUUUUUUUGCACUUUUCCUGACUUAACCUAAACCAAAAUAUACGACACUGGAGCAGGCUGCUCGGACUGGGAGGAGUCUGUAAGCUGCCUGCUCUUUUAAUUGGCUGCGGGCUACAGUGAGAAGCGUGAGUAUCACUAAUUAUUCAGCAAUGUUUUGCACAAGAAAUGUCGGGCAGAUUGGGCGAUCUUCACCUUAGCACAGCCAUGACAUGCCCCAACAACCAGGCUGCCAACCCGUUUUUUGUGGACUCGCUAAUCAACGUAAGGGGCGAUGCCGGCUCGUAUUAUCACAGCAACGGCGUGUAUUUGCCCCCGGAAUACUCGUACGGACUCCCCGCUGGCUCCUCUUGCUUCCCCGGGAUCGCGAAGCGCACUGAGGGGAGCGCACCGAGCGGUAUUCCGCCAUCCGCGCCCUAUGCUCCUGGUAUGGAGACGUGGCUGGAGGCGUCUCGCUCCUGCAGAGUCGAGCAGCCUGGUGGGCAACAUCUGAGCCAGCAGUGCUCCUUCUCCGCCGCCAUAAAGGAGGAGAGCGCCUAUUGCCUCUACGAAUCUGACAAAUGCCCCAAAGGAGCCACGGUGGAGGACAUCUCCUUCUCCGGAGCGUCGUGUCCACCCACAGGCAGCAGCACCGUGCCGGUCCCCGGCUACUUCCGCUUAUCGCAGACCUACGCCCCCUCCAAGCUUUACCACCAAGCCCAACCGAGCGUGAAUAAUUUCCCACCGCAGCGACCUCCCCGUGCGCCCGCGCAGCCGGCUCCACCCGCUGUGGCCGCUUCCUCCGGGAAGCGGGAGAGCCACGAGGAGGCGCCCGCGUCCGAGCCCUGCGCCCCAGCUCGAGACCAAGACAGCCGGCUGUCAUCCGAUGGAUCGCCGUCGUCCCCGGAGCCUGCAGAUGCUUGUGGUGUGGAGUGUGAAGAAAAACCCUUGAAAGAUGCUGGCAAAAUAGAGAGUCCAGCGAACUGGCUGACCGCCAAGAGCGGCAGAAAAAAGCGCUGUCCAUACACCAAACAUCAAACUCUGGAGCUGGAGAAGGAGUUCUUGUUCAACAUGUACCUGACCAGGGAGCGGCGCCUGGAGAUCAGCCGCAGCGUGCACCUCACCGACAGGCAAGUGAAAAUCUGGUUCCAGAACAGGAGGAUGAAACUGAAAAAAAUGAGCCGUGAGAACAGGAUCCGGGAGCUGUCUGGAAACUUCGCUUUCACAUGAGACUUAGCGGACUCUCCAUCUCAGCCGACUGUGAGAAGAAACGGGACCCUCUAUAAUAGGCUAACUUAUUGAAUGUUAUGAUUUCCGCUUUUAAUCGUCGUGGAUGUGUAUUUAUAUAAAUGACGUUUGUAAUCGUGGUAUUUGAAAUGUUCAGAAUGUGAACGCAAUGUAUGUACAUAAUGUAAAGUGGAAGCAUAUGUGCAUGUAAAAUUAUACCCACUCGCUGUUACAGUAAGAAAUUGAUGAGUAUUUGCACACUUUUGCUGGUCAAUAUCUAAUAUUAUUAUUAAUAAUAAAAAAAAACAAUCUU